Westerdykella ornata is the source of this 760-nucleotide messenger RNA. RefSeq lists its product as uncharacterized. NCBI's taxonomy places the organism in Eukaryota, Fungi, Ascomycota, Dothideomycetes, Pleosporales, Sporormiaceae. Bases 48 to 605 code for a protein of 185 amino acids. The record is from RefSeq and is a predicted model, not a curated record. The transcript has 2 exons. Gene Ontology annotation, biological process: protein folding in endoplasmic reticulum. Gene Ontology annotation, cellular component: EMC complex.
CUCCUCAUUACGAGAACCAUUAUACAGAAGGGAGUCUCUUACCCACCAUGUCUAUACCUGCUCCCCCUCCCCCGCCGCGAUGGGUUGUCGAGAUCAACUCGCCGCCUCCGCCUCGGUCAAAGGCGUCGCUCCCCGAUCCGCCAGGCUUCACCGCACCCCUCUCCGCAAAGCAGUGCGCACAAUCGUCCAAGACAACUGUUCGCCAGGCGCCCACGACGGAGGAGAUGGACACUUUGAAGAUGAAGAAGGCGUGGGAACUGGCUCUUGCCCCCGCAAAACAGUUACCCAUGAAUGCUAUCGGCAUGUACAUGACCGGCAAUUCGCUGCAGAUAUUCUCCAUUUUCAUGGUCUUCACGCUGUUCAAAACUCCCGUUAUGGCUGUCCUCGCUCUGCAGCGCACCUUCGCGCCCUACGAGACGCCUGGCACAUCGCAUCGCUUACUCUGGCCAAAGCUCGUCUAUGUGCUGAUGAAUAUCCUUAUGUUGGGCUUGGGCGUCUGGAAGGUCAACAAAAUGGGAUUGCUCCCUACUACAAGGUCCGAUUGGUUGGCAUGGGAAGGUGAACGCACGUGGUCUGAAAAAGCAAUACCGCGGGAUUGGUUAUGAACUACCUACGUUUAGUCAAUGCGCUGGUCAUCUCAAGUCUGUCCCCGACCUCGCCCGAACAUUUGGGUGCUCAAUGCGGCCACCAUCUCGUCUCUCGUGACUCCAGUCUUUAUAAUCGACUUCCACUUCCCAAGUAGGCACAUGCAGUUGUCCAG